AUUUGUCGAAUUGAGAUACAGGAACAGAAAUCGUAGAAGUUCAAAUUGGUGGAUGCUCUUGAACGCAUCUCACUGACGUAACUUGCACUGCAACAAGGAAGACGUCGCCGUGCUUGUUGUCCGCCGGUUUCAGGCAGGAUGUCACGGGCGGGCGAAGAGGAAGUCGUAGAGAGGUUUCUGGACGCGGCGUCUCGGGGGGACGCCGCCCAGGUGACGUCCUUGCUGGCCGCCGUCCCGUCUCUGCUCGAGCGGACGGACCCGAGAGGAUGGACGGCGCUCAUGGUCGGCGCCAGGAACGGACAUCAAAACGUGGUCCAAACGCUACUCCGACAUGGGUGCGACAAGAGUUCGGUGAUCAGCGUUGGUCAAAGCGCGUCAGACGUGGCCAAGUUCUGGGGUCACCAAAAUGUCUCCGUCCUAUUGGGCGACGUCGACGCGGAAAGCCGCGAGAACUACUUCGGCCGUGAGCCUCUGGACCGUCUGAGCGCCAAGCGCACUGACAGCGUGUGGCUGGACGACAGGAAGAAGCAUCCGGAGUCGGUCUUUCUGCUCUUCUCCGGCCUCAGCCCCAUGAUCUGCCGGGACCAGCAGGGAGCGCAGCAUUUGUGUCGUUUGGGCUACGACGCCGUCAAAGAUCUUGUGGACCGGUCGGAUGCCUCGUUGGUCUUCCUGGGCGUGGAGAGGAGAAGCGGUGGGAAAAGCUCGUCCGAGGAGCUCCCGGCCUGGUUUGCCCUCAGCAGCGACGAGGACGGCGCCGCGCUGCUCGAGCGCUGCCCGCACUCCAAGGGGAAGUGCUCCUUCGCGUCCUCGCCGCAACGCGACCUGCUCAACCUCAGCGACGACGACGCCGGUGUGCUGGCUCCGGCCCGCGCACUGCUGGCGUGGCACCGCCGUUACGCUUUCUGCUCCACGUGCGGUAGCGCCACCGUCUCUGAGGAAGGAGGGCACAAGAGGAGCUGCCGGAAUCAAGAGUGCCCCAGCAACAAGGGAGUACACAACACCUGCUACCCCCGCACUGACCCCGUCGUCAUUAUGCUGGUGGUCCACCCCGACGGCAACCAGUGUCUCCUGGGCCGGAAGAGCGUCUUCCCCCCCGGAAUGUUCUCCUGCCUGGCUGGCUUUGUGGAACCUGGUGAGACGCUGGAAGCGGCAGCGCGGCGUGAGGUGUGCGAGGAGAGCGGCGUGGGGGUGGGCGCCGUCCGCUACGUCUCCUGUCAGCCUUGGCCCAUGCCCUCGCAGCUCAUGAUCGGCUGUCUGUGCGUCGCCGUGACGACGGACAUCAGCGUGGAUCGUGACGAGAUAGAGGAGGCCAGAUGGUUUCCGCGGCAACAGGUGAUGGAGGCGCUGUUGGGUGGAGGAUCCCGCCCGGAACCCGCCCACGCGGGCCUCGUCAUCCCACCCAAACAGACCAUUGCGCACCAGCUCCUACGACAUUGGAUAAGCACUGGCGCCAACCUAUGAACUUUGACUGCAGAGUUUCAAAGACCAGUUGAUGUGUAAAGAGCGUCGUGAAUACCAGAUAACAUUUCAACACCAUCAGUAAAAAAUAUAUACAUUUACAGUUUCUUGUAUUUAAAAAAAAGAAAUCUCUCACUUUAUUUGUCUCAAUAUAAAAGCGUCACAUACUUCUUCAGUGUCUACACUGGUUCUUUAAUCUUUAAUUUUUUUGACUGAAUAAAGGAAUGAAUUUAAAAGCAAAAUUCAAAAACAUUGCUCCAUAUAUUUUCCCCCAUUUUUUAAAAAUGUUUUUGUUCACGCGACAAAUAUAAGCGAAUGACUCAAAGAUGUCCAAAAGAAAGGUAUAGAAACAGUUAUGCAGUAUAUAAAAAGCUACCAAUAAAGUCACCCUUCUGUUCCAUAAAAGUGCGAAGCCGCCAUCCUUGAAUUUGAAUCAGUUUCUUGAUUUGUAGUCCAAUCGAGUUCUUGUGCAGGAGAACACAACCUCCCAGACAUUGUCAGUAGAGAUGCAGUUUUCCUUCACCAUCCUGUCUAAAGGUCCACUGACAGCCGUGGAGAGCGU
Molecule: messenger RNA, 2020 nt
Organism: Syngnathoides biaculeatus (alligator pipefish)
Lineage: Eukaryota; Metazoa; Chordata; Actinopteri; Syngnathiformes; Syngnathidae
Gene: nudt12
Product: nudix (nucleoside diphosphate linked moiety X)-type motif 12
Exons: 8
Coding region: 139-1461 (440 amino acids)
Biological process (GO): NADP+ catabolic process; NAD+ catabolic process
Cellular component (GO): cytosol
Molecular function (GO): metal ion binding; NADH pyrophosphatase activity; protein binding
Source: RefSeq, a predicted model, not a curated record